CGGAUAGUGCGGUGACAUCAGCUCAGAAAAAUGUGUGUGCGCGUGUAUCUGCGAGUGUGUUUUGUGUGUGUCUAGCGGCAGAAUCGUCGAGCCGGGGGGAGAGGGAAAAGGCGUUUCCAUUCUCAAACCGGCGAGACUGUACACAAGAACUCUUCAGUGGAUGGACCGAGCGACCUGUCUGGAAACAAACUGCCGAAAUACAUCGCAUUCCAUCAGCAAUAAGCAUUAUCAAACACCAUUAUUCAUCAAUAGAAUUCAGCCGAGGGAAUAGUUAGCUAACCUAUACAUUUAGAACCUAACGUGUUAGUCACGAGAGGGUUUUGCAAGUGGAUUUGUCUGCAUCAGAACAAAAACUCAAAACAAACGCAUACAGGUAUCCCUGGAUAAAGAAAAUCCUCCCGCGUGCUGUGUAGAGCAUCUCUCCGUCUCGUUCUCCCAUACACCCGCCUGGAGCCAUGUCGGAGUACAGCUCUAUGCUGAGCGACCUGUCUGAGAUCAUCACCGCGGAGGACCUGGAGAUGCUGAAGAGCGCCUGCAAGGAGGACAUCCCCGAGGACCAGAGCACCGGCAUCACCUGCUCCAACGACUGGUUCAGCUACCUGGAGAAGAACCACAAACUGGCACAGGAUAACCUGUCCUACAUCGAGCACAUCUUCGAGAUCUCGCGCCGGCCUGACCUGCUGACGCGAGUCAUCGAGUACCGCACCACUGUGCUGAAGAUCUCAGAGGACUACGAGAUGGACACCAAACUCACACGCAUUCCCUCCGCGAAGAAGUACAAAGAUAUAAUCCGACAACCCUCUGAAGAUGAGAUCAUCAAGCUGGCUCCUCCCCCUAAGAAAGUGUGAUGUCACAGGUCCUAAUAGUGAUGUCACAGGUCUUUAUUGUGAUGUCACAUGUCCUUAUAUUUUCACUCCAACCCUUCAUCAGACAACCUGCCUCCCCCCCACCCCCCGUUACGCUUGCACGUCCCU
This is a messenger RNA of Anguilla anguilla (European eel), 974 nucleotides long. RefSeq names its product astrocytic phosphoprotein PEA-15-like. Gene Ontology annotation, biological process: MAPK cascade; regulation of apoptotic process. Gene Ontology annotation, molecular function: protein binding. The record is from RefSeq and is a predicted model, not a curated record. Lineage: Eukaryota; Metazoa; Chordata; Actinopteri; Anguilliformes; Anguillidae. Bases 456 to 848 code for a protein of 130 amino acids. The transcript is spliced from 4 exons.